Messenger RNA from Salvelinus sp. IW2-2015, 2868 nucleotides. RefSeq names its product beclin 1, autophagy related (gene becn1). Lineage: Eukaryota; Metazoa; Chordata; Actinopteri; Salmoniformes; Salmonidae. Gene Ontology annotation, cellular component: phosphatidylinositol 3-kinase complex, class III, type I; phosphatidylinositol 3-kinase complex, class III, type II; phagophore assembly site. The record is from RefSeq and is a predicted model, not a curated record. Gene Ontology annotation, biological process: autophagy; cellular response to nitrogen starvation; late endosome to vacuole transport.
ACAACCCUUCCCGUUGAAGAAUGACAACUUCCUUUCGCGAGUAAUCUUAAAGGCGUCAUAUCCGUUAAAAACAACAAUAAAGUCCUAUGUGUUGCUAUGGAGGGCUCCAAGUCCUCUAGUACCACCAUGCAGGUCAGCUUUGUGUGUCAGCGCUGCAGUCAGCCUCUAAAGCUGGAUACAUCCUUCAAUGUGCUCGACCGUGUCACCAUCCAGGAACUUAUUGCUCCUCUGGUCACAGUGACACCAAGCAAGCAGACAGAAAGCAAUGAGGCGGAAAGUGCUCCAGAGGAAACCUUUGUGGAAACAAAGCAAGAUGGAGUCGCAAGAAAAUACAUCCCUCCUGCAAGGAUGAUGUCCACAGAGAGCGCCAACAGCUUCACUCUGAUUGGAGAAGCGUCGGACGGAGGCACUAUGGAGAACCUCAGUCGGAGGCUGAAGGUGACAAGCGAUCUGUUUGACAUCAUGUCGGGCCAGACCGACGUAGACCACCCGCUGUGCGAGGAGUGUACCGACACCCUGCUAGACCACCUGGACACGCAGCUCAACAUCACAGAGAAUGAGUGCCAGAACUACAAGAACUGCCUGGAGCUGCUGUCCCAGCUGAAGGAGGAGGAGGAGGACAGCCUGUUGCUGGAGCUCCAGAAACUGGGUGAGGAGGAGUCGUCACUGGUGGGGGAGCUGGAGGCGGUGGAAGAGCAGAGGGCUGCCGUGGCCGAGGACCUGGUCCAGGGACGCAGCCACUCCCAGCAGCUAGACACUGAGGAACUGCAGUACCAGAAGGAGUACAGUGAGUUCAAGCGGCAGCAGCUGGAGCUGGAUGACGAGCUGAAGAGUGUGGACAACCAGAUGCGAUACUGCCAGAUUCAACUGGACCGCCUGAAGAAGACCAACGUCUUCAACGCCACCUUCCACAUCUGGCACAGUGGCCAGUUUGGCACCAUCAAUAACUUCCGUCUGGGCCGACUACCCAGUGUCCCCGUCGAAUGGAACGAGAUCAACGCCGCCUGGGGUCAGACCGUGCUACUGCUCCACGCCCUAGCCAACAAGAUGGGGCUACGCUUCCAGAGAUACCGCCUGGUCCCAUAUGGAAACCACUCUUACCUGGAGUCACUUACAGACAAGUCCAAGGAGCUACCACUGUACUGUUCAGGGGGUCUGCGCUUCUUCUGGGACAACAAGUUUGACCAUGCCAUGGUGGCCUUCCUGGACUGUGUGCAGCAGUUCAAGGAGGAGGUGGAGAAGGGAGACACGGGAUUCUGCCUGCCCUACAGGAUGGAUGUCGAGAAGGGCAAGAUUGAGGACACGGGAGGCAGCAGCGGCUCCUACUCCAUCAAGACCCAGUUCAACUCGGAGGAGCAGUGGACCGAGGCGCUCAAGUUCAUGUUGACCAACCUCAAGUGGGGUCUGGCGUGGGUGUCGUCUCAGUUUUACAACCGAUAGAGGAGGAAGAUGAGGACUCACCCUGGGUGUGCCCCUUKACCCUUCURAAACCACAAUUUCRUCACAAUGUGUGACUCUGUAAAGUAGUUCUUCUGCAAUGCUCUYCUUGCUUCCCUAUGAUGUUUUGAGAGGGUGGGGAGAAGACUGGAGGAAGGACUUUUGAGAUUYACCACUGGUGUGAGUUCCAAUCCAAUUAGUCUUGUUUCCUUGUUUGAUUUCCAUAUUGACCAUAUGAAAGGACAAAAUAAAAACUGUUAAAUUGUACACAUUCAAGUCCACCUAGACUCAUAGGUGUUAUGAAGAGAGCUAUCUGAGACUUUUGGAGCACAUUCCAGGAUUGAGUCCUAAUAGUAGCUAAGUGGCUUCUGGUUGUGUCUUUUCCAUCAUAUGCACAUAUCUUAUGACACUGGAUAGGGGAAAGCUGUUGUUUCCAAUUGACCUGUUCAAUUCUUAAAGAUCAGUACACAUGAAGGGAAGGAGAGAAGGACACGUUGAACUACUGAGAUGCAGCACUGGAAUGGGUUCUWAUGUAUCACAAGCUUCUUACUUUGCUCCAGAAGCAAAUCUAGAGUCACGAAUCUGGUUUUCUGCCAAUUUACUUCAAUUGGAUUGUAUCUUAGUGGUUCAACUCCACUCUAGCCACAGAAUACUGUACAUUUAUGUUYUAAUAGUUUUUCUUUUACUGUGCUGACAAGGUAAAGAUGGUUUAAUUUCACCAUGCGUUGGAACAGGAUUGGAACGUUUGCCUUGUCUGUUCUCUUGUCUCCCCACUCGCAGGGCGCUCGAAGUGUCUACCGAAAGCUUUGGCAUUGGGAUUAUGCUGUGCUUUUGUUCAUUGGCAAAUUCAACAAGGCAAUCCUUUUACUACAAGUGACUUCUUGGUGUAGAUUUAAAUGUAGACAAKGAGGCUUGUGGCAGUAUUUAAUGCCCGUAUCACUGUAUGAUUUGGUUUUUCAGGUUCAUUACACAUAUGAACAUGCCAAUAACGGACCCACACAGAACGCCUUACGUAAAAGGAUAUUUCCAAUUCUAACAUUUGUAUAAAAAAGGUCAUCAAAAUGUAGAGACAGAUAGAUUGAUUGAUUGACUACGUAAGAAGCCAAUUUAAGUCAAAACUAACUGGGGUGCUCUUGAACAUAGAAUGUCGUCUUGGUAAGCAACUCCAGUGUAUAUUUGGCCUUGUGUUUUAGGUUAUAGUCCUGGUAAAAGUUGAAUAUCUCAGUGUCUAAAGCAGACUGAACCAGGUURUCCUCUAGGAUUGUGCCUGUGCUUAGCGCUAUUCUGUUUAUUUUCAUCAUAAACAUCCUUGCCGAUGACAGGCAUGUAGCCACCACCAUGCUUGAAAAGUUGAAGAGUGGUACUCGUUGUUGGAUUUUCUCCAAAUAUAAUGCUUUGUAUUCAGGACAUAAAGAUAAGUUCACUACCACA